This is a messenger RNA of Aphanomyces astaci, 2806 nucleotides long. RefSeq lists its product as hypothetical. Gene Ontology annotation, molecular function: protein binding. Bases 1 to 2745 code for a protein of 914 amino acids. The record is from RefSeq and is a predicted model, not a curated record. The transcript has a single exon. NCBI's taxonomy places the organism in Eukaryota, Oomycota, Saprolegniomycetes, Saprolegniales, Verrucalvaceae.
AUGGGCCGCAAAGCCGCCACAACGGGGGCUGAGGCCACGAUCGAAUGCCGAAAGUGUCGUGCAGCCUGUCCCCCCAGCUUUAAAUUCUGCGACCAGUGCGGCCAAAAGCUGCACGUGAAAAAGUCCACCAAGCGAACCAAGCCACAUCUCGCUCAACACAAACUUGACCUCCAAACUACUUUGAAUGCUCCAGAAUCGUCGAAUGGGACCCAAGCCUGGUUCUGGGGCAGUCAAGCACUACCUAGCGUCAAAGUUCCAGCGAAGCCAAUCCACGAGCACGAGCUAAACGAGAAUCAACAAGAAGAUAUCAACAACCCUCCGCCUCGAGCAAGAAAUCACCGGAAGUCGUAUAAGCGACCCCGAGAAGCCACGUUGUUGCCACUACUCCAGUCGUCUGCAGCUUCUGUUGAUGCAUGGUCCGCUCCCAAAGUGACGUUAUCAACAGCCCCCCAAGUCAACUUAAUUUGGGGGCAAACAUUCGAAAAAGCAUCGGCAGAACUCGAGGCGAAAGAAGCGAUGCUGGCAGCCGAAAUCGCCGCAAACGCCCAAAUUCUCGCACACAUGGAAGCUCAAGCCCAAGCCCACGCCUUUCAAGACGACGACGUAUUCAAGUUUGCAUGCAAAUCGAAACGAGACCUCGAGCGCGCCCUGGCGCUAGACAAAGCCGCCCUUUCUCGCGUCCGAGGCCAGUUGGUCCAACUCGGUCUUAAUGAAACCGCGGUUAACCACACGAAAUUGCACAUCCAACGCCUUGAGGGCAUCGAGGAACUCGCUCGUGCACGUCGACUCGCUGCAGCCAGUCGGGUUCAGGCGUGGUACCGUCGGCAACGCCAGCGCCAGAUGAUGCGGGGUCGGCUGCGAAUGAAAAUCUGUCGCGGGUACCUCCGCUACCGCUACGUGAAGCGCGCCCACGACGUUUUUCCGGGGCAAUUUUUCUACUUUUACGACCGCAAAGUCAUAGACUCACACGCGUGCUUGGAAUUCGUGGGCGAUUUCAGUCGAGGCGUGUACAGCCAGCCAUUUCCGGUACAUUUUAGUCCACAUCCCGUGCACCACCUCGGCGCGUGCGCCACAUGCAUCCAGAGAUGGUACCGCGGCAUCAAAGCCAAGUGGCGGCGUGUACUUGAGGCCAUUCAGCGGAUGGUGCUGGACAAAGCCAGGGCAGUGGCGUUGCAGCGGAAUGCCGCCGCGACCAAACUGCAGGGGCUCUUUCGGUCUCGACAAGCCAAGCGACGGCUGCAAUUGCUCGUGUCGUCCACAUUUAAAGAAUGCGUCGACCCGGCUACGAAUAUGACGUUUUACUACAAUGCGAAAACACAAGUGAGUCAAUGGACGCGGCCAAAGCUGUGGAAACCAGCUGCUGCAGCUAACACCACAAAGCCACGACGGCCGAAACUGAACCUGAACGACAUGGACACGCCUCGUCGAGUGCAAUUGUGUGCUGUGAAAAUCCAAGGACUGUUUCGAACGAACCUGGCGACGAAAAAGCUCAAGCUGCUUGUCGCGCAAACAUAUCAAAAGGUCCUGGACCCAGACACCAACCAGUGGUACUACUACAACGCGAAGACGAACGCCAGUCAGUGGGCUAAGCCUGCAUUGUUGGGAACUGGCGACAUGAUUCAUCACGCGUCCUCCUCGACAUUAAAGGAACCCCGACGACUGGCAACCAAAACAAGUCCGUACGAUGGCCUCCUUCCCACGGCUCGACGGAAGGACGUUGCCGCCGUGAAAAUCCAAGGGCUCUUCCGCACUCGCAACGCCCGCCGCCACCUCCGCCACUUGAUCGCGCAAACGUAUCGAAAAGUGUUUGACGCUGACGCCAACAUGUGCUACUAUUACAAUGCCAAGACUGGGGAGAGUCACUGGACCAAGCCAACAUUACUCGGUGCCGCCGACGUCCCUGAACCUAUUGCCUCCGUGUCAAACGUCACCACCGCCCUCCCUUCAACUGCCUUGAACACCUUACCAACCCCUCGCCGAAUUGAAGUCGCCGCCACUAAAAUCCAAGGGCUGUUUCGAACACGCAACGCCAGACGCCGCCUUCGCCAUCUCAUCGCUCAAACGUACCAAAAGGUGCUCGACGUCGACUCCCAGCAAUUUUACUACUUUAACACCAAGACUGGCGAGAGUCAAUGGGGUAAGCCUAUCUUGCUUGGCACUGGCGACAUGGAAGAGUUGGUCCCGCCGCCCCAGAAUACCCCCCGCCCCCGAGUCAGUCAACAACGUUCCCCCAAGCUGACAACAUUAUCAACUCCUCGCCGAGUUGAAGUCGCCGCCACUAAAAUCCAAGGGCUAUAUCGCACACGCAAUGCCAGAUGCCGCCUUCGCCAUCUCAUCGCUCAAACUUAUCAACGGGUGCUGGAUACCGACUCGCAGCAGUUUUACUACUACAACACCAAGACUGGCGAAAGUCAGUGGGUCAAGCCAGUGCUCCUGGGCACAAGCGACCUCGUUGAUGAGACACAGGUGCGUUACCCAACGAAUCCCCGCAAACGAGGGGGCGACCCGAGGGCCUUCCUCGUCGGCCUCAACCCCGUCCAGCAACUCCAAGCUGCCGCUACGAAAUUGCAAGGUCUGUUUCGAGCUCGACUCGCUCGACGUCGACUGGUCGGCUUGAUCGCUUCCACAUAUCACAAGUUUGUGGACGAGGAAUCGCAAGCCAGCUAUUAUUACAAUGUCAAAACCGGUGAAAGUUCGUGGGUCAAGCCAGCACUGCUCCGGUCCGACACUCUGCCACGUCAAUAGUAACCACUACUAAUGUAAGUUAGCCCAAGUACUACGUAGUAAGCCUGUUAAACUCCAAACU